ACAUAUGUGUGUAUGAUGGGCCAAGCCCAUUUAUUAUGCAAAACGAAAAAAAUAUUCAACCAACAAAACCGAGCCAUCAGAAGAGACUAAAAAAAUCUUCUUCCAAGUUCCAACGAUGGCGUCUUCCCCCUUUCCGUAUCCCCUUACCGUUAAGAACCACCGGCACCGCAGCCCUCCGCCGCCGAAACACUACUGCUCAGCCACCACAACAAACCACUUGAUACGUUUCUGCUCACCUUCCUCCGUCUCCAUCAAUCUCCACCGUUCGUUUCCCUUCUUCAAACGCAAUUCUCGCUUCGACCGUUGCUGCGCUACCAGUUCUCCGUCGGAACCGCCGUCAGAGGAUCAGCUGCCUCCAUCUUCAGGUGUAUCACCAAAGGAUACUCUGCAGAUCUUCUUUGCUGUGCUAUUCUGGAUGUCCCUUUUCUUCUGGUCUUGCGCAUGGGAUCGGGGAAAUAGUGGCAGAUCAGACAAGGGCCCUCGAUUUAGGAAAUAACUCCAUUAGGUUAUGUGUUGUGCAUAUACUUAUACAAGUUAGGAUAGAAUGGAGAUAUUGAGUUGUAUGAGCAAUCAGAUUUGAAGUUAGGAUAUAAUAAUAUUGUAUAUUACAAACCUGAGGUUGUAGAUCUACCAUGAUAUAUUCUUUUCUCCUUUGCUUGAACUUCAAUCCUCAAGACCACUUUUGUCUGGCACGACCAUUAUAUGCAUAUUUAUAAAAUGAUAGCAGCAAGUAUUGAAUCA
This is a messenger RNA of Salvia miltiorrhiza (redroot sage), 741 nucleotides long. RefSeq lists its product as uncharacterized. NCBI's taxonomy places the organism in Eukaryota, Viridiplantae, Streptophyta, Magnoliopsida, Lamiales, Lamiaceae. The transcript has 2 exons. The record is from RefSeq and is a predicted model, not a curated record. The coding region runs from base 116 to 496 and encodes 126 amino acids.